Messenger RNA from Sipha flava (yellow sugarcane aphid), 1107 nucleotides. RefSeq lists its product as uncharacterized. Gene Ontology annotation, cellular component: membrane. The annotation marks the transcript as partial. Gene Ontology annotation, biological process: sensory perception of taste. NCBI's taxonomy places the organism in Eukaryota, Metazoa, Arthropoda, Insecta, Hemiptera, Aphididae. The record is from RefSeq and is a predicted model, not a curated record. The transcript has 4 exons.
AUGUAUAAGUUCUAUUUAAAUAAGCUAAAAAUUUUCGUAGAAAUAAUGUAUUCUGUAUUAUUGGUGAUUUCGUGUGUCUAUACGUAUUUAAAAGCUCCCGUUGUUAUUUACUUACUUUCUUCAGGCUCUAAUUCAGCGGUAUUAGAUAUAUUAUCUAUGUUUUCACGAUCUGUUGCAAUAGUAUGUCUCAUAUCUAGGAUUACAAUUUUAUAUAAAAGCACAAGUGAUUUUUUUGUGUACAAGAAAAAAAUCGAAUAUUAUGAAUUAUAUUAUCCAAUGGAAUUGCUGAAAAAAAAAAUUCAACGUAUCUUCAAUACAAGUAUUUUGUUGGCAUACAUAGCUAUUAUAUUCCCUUUAAAUAUAUAUAGAAUUUAUUUAAUUUAUCAUAACUAUCGGAAUAUGAUAUUGGUGCUGUUUUAUAUGAUGAUGUACUUGCAGAACAUCAGUAUUUGUUGGACAGAAAUAUGCUUUAUUGUAAAUUGUAUGGGGUUAUACCUGAAAUUUCAAACAAUCAAUUACGAAAUGGCUGAGUUAAAGGCAGAAAGUAUAAAAGCAAAUAAAUUUCCGGUCGUGUUACAAACCGAAAGACGUAGCAAUCGUUUAACUGAUCCGGGAUCUACUGAUGGGUUUAUUUCGUCGAAUUCCAGUGUUCAUCAUUUGGCUAACUCUAUUGAACAACUCAGAAUGAGACAUCAGUUCGUCAGAUGUGCUGUUAUUGAACUUAGUAAUUUAUAUAGCAUUCAAAUAGUAUUGUCCGUAUGCGUCUUAUUUGUAAUGACAUUAUUCGAUAUCUAUGCACAAGUGACCAAUAAGGACAAAAUAACCAAAACACAAAUACUCUUCUACGGAUGGCUGUUUCAAUACUCAUUCAGAUUUUGUAUAAUAAUUCUGACCACACACGUAACCACCAAACAGGCAAAUAAACCAAAAGUGAUAAUAACUGACAUAAAUAAUCGUUACAUAGAUAAUAACUCAAAAGAAGAACUACAGUUAUUUUUAAACCAAUUGUCUGGUCGUUCAGUUGAAUUUACUCCUUGUGAUUUUUUUACUCUAAAUACUCAUCUUAUUACUUCUGCAAUUGUUGCAGGAACAACUUAUUUAAUUAUU